Molecule: messenger RNA, 2001 nt
Organism: Pomacea canaliculata
Lineage: Eukaryota; Metazoa; Mollusca; Gastropoda; Architaenioglossa; Ampullariidae
Exons: 2
Coding region: 1313-1897 (194 amino acids)
Source: RefSeq, a predicted model, not a curated record
GCCCGGACACACGAGAAACAAAAGCCCGCGAAACUGUUCCCAAACAGCCUUGUUUUUCCUGUUCGCCGUGUGACCAGCGCUGCAGACUGUCCGCAAACAGUUCGGCAGACUUGUUCGGCUCUAGUCCGCGAGCUGUUCGCCGCUUUAAAACCCGUCCUAAAAUUUAGCGCGUGUUUCGACUGUUCAUCAUGGCUGCGAAAGGAACAGGGCCUCUGGCUAAUUUAAAUGAGGCACAAACUUUAUGCCUCAUCGAGUUGCUGAACUCGCACAGCGAGCUUUGGGACUCUCGACUUCCAAAAUACAGGAAUAAACAUUUUAAAAACAGUCUGUGGACCUCAUUGAAGCUAUCAUUCGAGGCCAGUAUGAACAUUGAAUGCACAGGUAUGUACCAAUUGUGAUGUUGAUCGUGUCAUUAAAAAAUUGCACUAAUGUUUGAUGAUGUAUAGUUGAUAUUUUUGCGUUUCUUUCAUUGAUUGUGCUUUCUAUUUUCGUCUGUGUGGAAUUGUGGCUUUUUAUUUGUAAUGCUCACUAGUAAUGUCAUUAUUCAAGUCGUCGAAACCUUUCAUCAAUGUCAAACGAUCAUGUUUUUAAAUGCAGUUUCUGUCUUGUAAACAGAUCCCAGCUUUCAGGCUUUUAUUCUUAUUUGAAUGGUAUAAACGAUCAUAUGUAGAGAAGCACAUUUGGGGCUACACUAUGCACAUGCGAACAAAAGCCAUUGUAAAGAAUACAGUGACUGUCAACAACUCAUUAUUAUUAUGAAAACUAGACUCGCUGUAAACUUGUUGCAAGGAUAUGUACAAGAUUAAAUGUAUUAGACAUAUUUUAUGAACAUCAUGUUUAAAAAUAUUUUACCACCGUCAAUGAUACAAAUUUAAUGCUGGUCCAGUAUAUAAUAUGAUUGCAAGAUACUACAUAAUGGUCAACAUAUAGCUGAGAAAGAUUAAAAUUUUCCCUAUGCAUACUUUUUGUUAACAAAAUGUGUAAAAUAAUUAUUUGUCCAUGAUAACUGGUUUGCAUGUGACAGACUUGCCCAUAGUUAUGUAGUGUUUUUCGAACGCAAGCUACCUUUUCGUACACAAUAUUAUCUGGAACUAAAAGCUUCACAUGCACUUUCGCUCUGUCAUUCUGCAGUAAUAAUUUGUGUAAAUGAUUAAUGUCUAUUUUAUUUGAUUCAUGCCAAAUAUUAAAAGAACAAUUUAUGUAGCGAACCCUUCCACCAUUAAAAUCUUAACACAACACUUCUAUGCAGCCAUGAUAUAAUGUUUUAUUGCAAUAUCUUUCAGUGGAACACCUGCAGGCAAAAUUUGCCAGUAUGCGAAAUAUGUUUGCGAGGGAACUUCGCAAGAAGAACCAAACUAAAAUAAGCGGGGCGGGCACUGAAGAUCUGUACCGGUCUACAUGGCCCUAUUUUCAGCACCUGCAGUUUUUGCUGCCUGUAAUGUCCAUCACAAAACCCACAGUGACAAACUUGGAUACAGAUACACCAGUUGCUGAAGGGGAGAUGGUGACUGAAGAGGACCAAAAUGAAGCUCAAAUUCAUACAAGUUCCGAAGGGGUGGGGAACACUUCCAUUGAAUGGGAGGAUGGAAAUGCAAUAGCAGAAACUGCAGAGACACCAGAACAAAACUUUGUAAAAAGUAAUAAAAAAAGAAAACGAAAUGCAUCUGGUGACCUUACUGACUGUGUCCUACAGUAUUUCCAAAAGAAAAAGCAAGAAGACAACAGAGAUGUAAUGUCAUUUAACAACGCAGAUCAUGUAUGGGCAAUGCAUCUUGUACAUGGCAUCUCAAAGAUAUCAAAUGAAUCACAAAGAGAGCUGCUUAAAAUAGAAAUGCAAGAACUUCUUCAGAAGUAUCAGAGAGCACAGUUAAUGAGCCAGAGCAACAGCAAUAUGUGAUUAUUUCCUAGGAGACUUCCUAAAAUGAUCUCUUUUCUGUUUCAAUCUUUAUUUUCUGUUUACUUUUCUUGACAUUUUAAAAUAAACUAAUAUGUUUACAUGUU